AUGAUACUACCUUCAUACACCGAAGCCGAGCUGCCUCUACCUCCGUACGAGGCUGACAAGAUCCCAAACUACACGCCGUCGCUAGUAUUUUCAGGCGUGGCUCUACUUAAAAAGGAGUUUGACACGCCGUGGCUGGGGUCGGUGGGCCUGAUGAAGGCUGUAUUUUUGGAGUUAAAUUCAAAUCAGCUCAACAUCUACGAGCUCAAGGAUAAGGCCGUGGCAAGCAUGGUAGAGGUGCUUUUUCAUCACCAAAACCAUGACAACAGGAGUCCAAGGCUGAAUUCGAUCUCCUCAAGUAAUUCGGACGACUAUGUUUUUGACGGCGACGCCUAUGGAGAAGACUCCGUGGAGCACGGGCCCAACGUUUUUGGGAAGCUUCGCAAGAAAUUCGUCUCGCACAAGGCAGAGAAAAAGCUUGCGCAGUUGCCAGCUUUUUCACAGUUUGCCAAUAACGGCAUGCUCCUAGAACCCACGAGCGACGUGGCAACGGCAACGGCUUUUGCCAGAUACCACAGGGGCAAGAUGUUGCACAGCUUCACGUUGCUGAACUUGCAAGUGGGGGAGGCGCCCUCCACGAACUCAGUGAGCUACAAAGAGGACCAGACGUCACCGACGAGUGCGGUGGCGCUUCUCAAGUAUAGAAACACGUUGCGUCUCCGCAUCGAGUACUGCCAGAUUCUUUUGCAUUUUUGGUCCUUCUACUCCAUGGUACACUGGUACCGAAACUUGUGCAUUGGGCGCGAUUUGGCCUCUUCCCUCGAUACCAGAAACGUCACCCGGCUCAAGAGUAUUCCACGGGACUACUCAGCUUCGAACAUUGCCUUGCUCAGUGCAGCUGCCAGAGAGGCGCUUGGGCGCUUUCAAGGCGAUUCCAAACGCAGCCUGCUCUACUCGGAGAGUUCUACAUCGAGCUCGUCUGACUCGGACAGUGACAGUGUGAUGAGCAGAUGCACCAACGAAACAGCAUGCACAAACUACAACGACUACAGCGUGGAGAUCUACGGGACAAAAAUCGCGUGUCUCGAGGAGUACUUUUCCCCGGUGGAGAAGCAGUACAUCACCAACUGCAUCCCGGUGCUCAAUCUGUACGACAAGUGGGUCGGGCUGUGGGUGACGGUACUGAACUACGAGCGCAUGCUCCCGAAGAACGAUGCCCUGAACGUCAAUGAGAACGGGCGGGUAUUCAUUCUGCCCAUGACAUUCAGUUCUGUUGUGAAGACGUACCAGAAGCAGUUCAAGAGCUUGCUGGAGACGCUGACGCGGGCGUGCAAGGAGUACUACGUGGACGACAAGGGGUUAGUGAGCAUUGACUGCCAAUGA
Candidozyma auris is the source of this 1320-nucleotide messenger RNA. RefSeq lists its product as uncharacterized. The transcript has a single exon. The record is from RefSeq and is a predicted model, not a curated record. NCBI's taxonomy places the organism in Eukaryota, Fungi, Ascomycota, Pichiomycetes, Serinales, Metschnikowiaceae. The coding region runs from base 1 to 1320 and encodes 439 amino acids.